This is a messenger RNA of Morus notabilis, 1996 nucleotides long. RefSeq names its product U3 snoRNP-associated protein-like EMB2271. The record is from RefSeq and is a predicted model, not a curated record. The coding region runs from base 155 to 1699 and encodes 514 amino acids. The transcript has 7 exons. Gene Ontology annotation, cellular component: small-subunit processome. Lineage: Eukaryota; Viridiplantae; Streptophyta; Magnoliopsida; Rosales; Moraceae. Gene Ontology annotation, molecular function: protein binding; snoRNA binding.
UUUGCCUUCUCUGACAAACCCUACCUAAACUCCCCUUAAACCCUAACCCCUGUACUCUUCUCUUCUCUUCUGCAAACCAGAAGGACACCAUUGCUCACUACACUAUCUCUCUCUUUGAAUCUGAUCGAUUUCUCAGAGAUUUGUACCUUUCAGCAUGAAGAACAAGAAAGGCUCGGGCCAGAAGAAGGCCAACAAGAGGUUCUCUCUCAGCAAAGAUUCGUUCUUCGCCGGCAAUGACUCCAAACGACGCCGGAAGGUCGACGGCGACGGCGAAGGAGAUGUCGUGGAGAGCAGCAACUCCGAAGACGACUACUACCUCGGCGGCUCCGACGCCGGAGAGGACGAAGCCACGGAGGAGAAGGAGGAGCAGAAAGAGACCGCCGACGAAGCCAGGAAGAGAUUGGCAAUGGCGCACUUGGAUAGGAUGAGAGAUAUCGCGAGGAGAGCGAAGGAAGAGGACGAUGAUGAAGAGGAGAGUGAGAAGGAGGACGAGAAGGGAGCCAGAGACUCCCUCGUCGCUCAGAUUUUGCAGCAGAAGCAGCUCGAGGACAGCGGUCGGGUUCGAAGAAGCAUUGCUUCCAGGAUUCGGGAGCCCGAAGCAUCUGAUCAGUUUCAGGUAUUAGUGAAGCAUCGACAAUCUGUUACAGCUGUGGCUCUAUCAGAGGAUGAUUUGAAGGGUUUUUCAGCUUCUAAGGAUGGAUCUAUUAUGCAUUGGGAUGUAGAUAGUGGGAAAGGUGAAAAAUACCGAUGGCCUAGUAGUGAAGUACUAAGGUCCCACGGGGCUAAGGAUCCACAGGGCCGAGCUACUAAACAUAGUAAAACCGUGUUGGCAUUAGCUGUCAGCUCAGAUGGGCGGUAUUUGGCGAGUGGAGGUUCAGACCGUCAUGUUCAUUUAUGGGAUACCCGCACAAGAGAACAUAUUCAGGCAUUUCCUGGUCACCGAGGACCGGUUUCUUGCCUAGCAUUUAGGCAAGGGUCUUCUGAACUCUUUUCCGGUUCAUAUGAUCGAACUGUCAAAAUAUGGAAUGCAGAGGACAGAGCUUAUAUAAAUUCAUUAUUUGGUCAUCAAAGUGAAGUAUUGACAAUUGACUGUCUACAGAAAGAGCGAGUUUUGGCUGUUGGUCGUGAUAGGAGUAUGCAGUUGUUUAAGGUCCCCGAGGAGUCACGUUUAGUAUUCCGUGCCCCUGCUUCCUCUCUCGAAUGCUGUUGUUUUAUCAGUAAUGAUGGAUUUUUAUCUGGUUCGGAUGAUGGAAGUGUUGAGUUGUGGAGUGUAAUGCGGAAGAAGCCUGUUUGCAUAGUCAAGAAUGCACAUGCUUUGUUCGCCGCAAACCAGAAAUUUGGAGGGGAGUCUGAAAGAAUCCCUAACGGCCACAUAGAAAAUGGUGAUCAUGCUUCUGAAAACUUUGAUUCUUCAUCAGUAUAUUCCUGGGUCAGUUCUGUCACUCUCUGCAGAGGCAGUGACCUUGCUGCAUCAGGAGCUGGUAAUGGUUCGGUUCGAUUGUGGGCUAUUGGAAGUGAGACCAAAGACAUUCAACCCUUAUACAACCUACCACUGGUUGGAUUUGCGAAUUCCUUGGCUUUUGCAAAAUCUGGAGAGUUCCUUGUUGCUGGGGUCGGCCAGGAACCUCGCUUAGGAAGGUGGGGACGCAUUCCCGCAGCUCAAAACGGAGUUGCAGUUCACCCCCUGAAGCUUUCUUAAAAUGGCCAAACUUUUUUGUAGCGCCCAAUUUUGACGACAGUGAGUUGAUAGUACAAACACAAAUUUUUGUCGGUCACCUUUAAUAUACAUAUUCAUUAUCAUUUGUUUCUCAGUAGGUUUUGUCUUCUACCAAUGUAUUCUUGAAUUAACGGUUAGAAACAAUCUGGUAUCGUCAAAGAGUAAUCUGACAUCCGGCAUCCUUUUGCAUACAAGAUGAUAGUGAGUGGCGUUGUGUUGUGAAAAGGAACGUUGGAAAUUUGUAAAGGAAGUUCUGAGCGCCAAUGGUGCCGGUCAAUC